AUGGCUGCGCUUCUCUCACUCCAAUCGUCUUUGGUAAACGCAUUUGACGAUGCCGUCUCAGCAGACCAUGCACCAUCCCAAGACAAUAUCCCAACACUCCAUCAGCGUCUCCUUACACCUCAGAACGUCCCGCCGCUAUCCGAUCUCAUCAAUUUGAGGGUUCCUCGUUUUGCAACUGCGUUUUAUCAAGGCGUCGGCAGUAACAUUGCUGAGAAUCCGGAGCAAGCGAACAGGAUUACAUCUGGAGGUUGGCAUCUACAAUCACAACUGUUUUCACACGAUUCUUUGAUCGUGCGCGAGGCCGCAACUCCAGAUAUUCAACAAUACAAUUCCUACGUCGCGAAUUGUACUACUCUUCUUCGUUUCUUUGGUCAGGCACUCGUUUGGACCACUCUAUCGCACCACUUCUCACCGCCGCCACCUGGAUACGCAAGCCUAUCUCCUGGCCCAAGCCAACCAUCCACCGCGAUCUCUCUGCCCCGUCCACGAUACACUUUGCUAUCGGCAUUCUUGCUGGGCGGUACUUCGUAUGAGCACGAAGUUCUCGGUGUUCCAUUGCCUCUACUGCUCCCAUUCUUGGGCCUCAUUUCCAAGGCCCCGUUGCUUCCUCCCUCAGGGCUCUCCCCCAAAUCAUCUGGCUUACUUCUCAGCCAGCAUCUGCACGCAGCCCUACCAGAAACAACUCAGAGACAUCUAACCAUCUGCGCAAUGCCUCUGAAAUACACAUCCCUCAUCACCCUCGCUGUUCAAAACGCGACCCUGUCCAUCGUGAUGCACUACUCUCGUGUAACGACGCCUCCACACCCGUUGCAUCCCCCUCCAGUAGCUGUAUUACUAUGCGAAAUCCUCAAAGGGUCUAUGCAUUUCACCAUUGCACUGCGGAGAGCACAGGACAAAUCAGUCAGCGGCUUCGUGCACUCGUUAUUUCCAAGAGUAUCCACGCGCGAUGACAAGCCAACAACGCUCAGAGGAAGAUCUAAUGACAGCGUCAUCUUCCUCCCUACACCCCCACCAGCCCUCACGAAACACCGGCAUGCUCUCCUCGAGCUUCUUACCUCUGAACGUGCCUAUGCAAGCGAUUUGGCACUCCUCACGGAUGUGUCUAUGAGCUUGGCGACAGGUUAUCCUCCCCCAUUCGGUCUCUCAUGUACUAAACGCCCAGUCUCGGGUUCGAAAGUUUCGAAUCCUGGGUCCAACGCACCUAGCUCAAGUUCCCAAUCCACCAAAUCACGCUCCGGCACAUUGGACGACGGUCAUCUAGAAAUUGGGGAAAGUGGGAAAAAAGACAAAAAGGAAGGAGGUAUUUCUGGUCUUAACGAAUGCGAGAUCACUGUCACCAACUAUUCUGGCGCCGUGCGACAUUAUCCGAAGAAACUUAUUCAAAUCAUGGGCGGAAGGUUCACGCCGAGUAUGAGUCAGAGCAACAAGGUCCUGGUCGCUGGCUGUUCUCCUUCGACUAAAACACAACGCGCAGGUCGUCGGCCAGGGACUACAGAUAUGAGUGUGAGAGACGAUAGAGAGGUGGAGAUUGCAGUUAAUUUCGGCGAUGACGAGGGCCCCAACCUUGGCGAUGCUGGCAACAUAGCGCCCGGUGCAGCCAUGAAUGUCGACGACGAAUACAUUUCCCCUUCCAAGUCAGUGAGACAACAGAACCCGAAGCCGAAAACAAAAUCCUCGGAGAAGUUGAGGAAACUAUCACCUCAGCAUGUCACCGUCGAAGAAGAGGGUACCGCAACAGGUAUUGAUAAUGGUAGCUCAAGACUCACAAAACCGGUACCGCGCAAACGUUCGACGAUCAUACGAGAAAGCACUACAUCUAAUGCGUCUGAUAACGUCGUGGAGAGCUCUGCAGAGGAUGAGCCUCCCUCUAGCGUCGAGUCUAAAGCUAGCGGGAAGUCGUCUAGCAAACUGCCCACCACACAGGAGAAGACCAAGCAUCGCAAAGCUCGCCUUCUGCCCCCUUCUCCGAACCCUAACCCGACUCCGAACUUCAUCUGCAUCGGCUGCCAACAACGCUACGUGAUGCACGUGUCGUGUCACGUCACGCCUCCUCUCACGUCGCCGUCGAGCACCCUGAGGCUCGAGCAGUAUGGCCAUCUCCAGCGAUCCCGAUCCCAAGCGAACGCAGUCCAAACAUCUUCACCACCUCACCCCCAUCCCCCUCGCACUCACACUCACAUACACAUUCCCCUCCGGGAUCUUCUCACAGGAGCUCCCUUGGUCCUGACUGCUAAUGGGUUUAUUUGCGUUGGGACAGACAAGGGCCAGAUAUUCGUUUUUGACUUCAAGCAAACAUUGAAGUGCAUAUGUGGCAGUGACUCGUCUGGAUCAACUGUUGGGCCUGUCUCUGCGAUCGCGCUGUCAAACGACCAUACGUUUGUCGCAUCUGGGCAUACUACGGGCUAUAUCCAACUUUUCAACUUGAAAACUCCUGAAGUUGCAGCUCGAACCAUGACACCUGUUUCUCUUGCCACUGUCGCAUCUGGCCGCCAGGAAGGACAUCUUCCAGGCUCGCGUAUCAUCAGCAGAUCCUUCGUUGCUGGCCGUCAUACAGCUGCGAUCCUCGGCUCUGGACAUGCGAAAGACGGCCCCGGAGCACGCAGCGUAGGAUGCAUUGGUAUCCCCAAGGUGGGCGUUGUAAAUGCCUCCGCCUCGCGUAUGCGUUCUCUCCGCACUCCAAAGCCUCUUGCUUCGUCCUCGAGCAUGAAAUCCACGUACACAUCCUCCCCUCUCUCCAGCGUUUUCAGCUCCAACCUUCCGCACACUCGUCUUCAUCGUAGUCCUUCCAACGAUUUUGAAUUGGAGUCAAUCGUUCCAGUUCAUCCGACCGCCGUUCGUCGUCCCAACUACAUCACAUCCAGUCCGAAAACACUGGGUGACGAUGUCCUCGAUCUCAUUACGGUACCGCUGCUACUCGCGUGCAAAGAGUUUCAGCGCGGUCGUCUGCCUCCCACUAAAGGCGUCAUCGAGCUCACUGAUUCUUCGCAUUCUGCUAGACGAAGAAGGGUCCCGACACUUCCUCCUGACGCUGAAGUUAUUUGCAUUUCGGACAAGCCCAGUCUACCUUUGCAUUCGCCGCCUCCAAUAGUCCCGGAAUCAGAAAAUGAACCUGUGCUCGAUUUCGACCUUCAUGCUCCAGAAGACUCGCACUAUGAACCGAUGGAGCGUGAAUCCAACUUCGACGAAGAAUUGGCAAGAUCAGAACUGCAUCGUCAAGCAGAGGAAUUGUUUUCUCUGAUUGACCAGAAUGGCUAUAACGCUGCUCAGGACCCAGCACUUCACAUGCCCACCGAUUCCACCCCUUCAUCCUCAGAGCAAGCAACCGAGACGUCCCUGAAUGAUAUUGUUCCAGUCGGGAUAACUUCUCAACUCAAUGCAGCCGUUACUCCUCAUUUAUCAUCACCCUCCAAAACUUCAACGGUUCCACCAGAAGUUCUGUCUGGGACAUGCGCCACUGCGACCGCCAUCACUAGACCCUCGAUAACAUGGAGUUAUACCACUCCCAGCACCAACUCGUUAUUUGCUAGGGCGCUUGCUUUCAGUGAACCGACCGCAUCCGCUUCUCCCGUUGCUCCAGCUGCUGCCUCCUACAGAUAA
Suillus clintonianus is the source of this 3597-nucleotide messenger RNA. RefSeq lists its product as uncharacterized. Gene Ontology annotation, molecular function: protein binding. The record is from RefSeq and is a predicted model, not a curated record. Bases 1 to 3597 code for a protein of 1198 amino acids. The transcript is spliced from 22 exons. NCBI's taxonomy places the organism in Eukaryota, Fungi, Basidiomycota, Agaricomycetes, Boletales, Suillaceae.